Messenger RNA from Colletotrichum gloeosporioides, 1533 nucleotides. Its product is annotated as Cytochrome P450 monooxygenase patI. Gene Ontology annotation, molecular function: oxidoreductase activity, acting on paired donors, with incorporation or reduction of molecular oxygen; heme binding; iron ion binding. The transcript has 6 exons. Lineage: Eukaryota; Fungi; Ascomycota; Sordariomycetes; Glomerellales; Glomerellaceae. The coding region runs from base 1 to 1533 and encodes 510 amino acids. The record is from RefSeq and is a predicted model, not a curated record.
AUGGCUUUCAUCGAAUUGAUCGUCGGACUCCGCAAUUUUGGUCGCCGAGAUAAAUUCUUGCCUCCCGGGCCGCCCACCGUCCCGAUUCUCGGAAAUGCACACUUGAUGCCGCGGAAGAAUUUCUAUGCAAAACUCAAAGAAUGGGCCGACGAAUAUGGCUCAGUCUACUCACUAAAGGUCGGACGCACGACUAUGAUCGUCCUUAAUGAUAGACAGGCUAUCCACGAACUGUUGAAUCAGCAGGGGGCGCUCUACAAUGAUAGACCUCGAGACCAACAGGUUUUGGCCUCAACAAGAGAUGAGAACCCUGCUCUCAUGCAUGAGGGCCCCGAGUGGAGAGCUGAGAGGAAGCUCAUCGCUCAGUACUACUCGCCCAAGAAUCUUGACAGCGAAUUAAAAAGCAUUCAAGAGGCAGAGGUCUGUCAAAUGUUGCAUGAUUUGCUUGAGAAGCCAGAGAGUUUCAAAACACAUGUGCAGCGAACGACAGCCUCGAUUGGCACUGUCACUCUGUACGGGCAACAUGCGCACAAUUUUGAAAGUUUCUGGGCUCAUGCUGUCUAUAUUGCAAUGUUGGCAAUCUCAAAGGCUGUUGAGCCUGGAACUUACCUCCCAGUUGAUCAGUUCCCCAUCCUGAACCUCGUCCCCGACCGCUGGAAUAAGCCUAAGCUUCGGGGAAUGGAGUAUUACAAGACAAUCACUGGUAUUUGGACCGAAGCGUACGAUCGCGUGGAAGCCAGACGUGCAAAGGGCGACAAGCGUGAAUCACUGAUUGACAGACUACUCAACGAAGACAUCAAGUCCGAUGCGCCGCUUUCACAUACGCAGUUCAACAACUUCGUUGGAGGCACACAGAUGGGCGCGGCUGACACGACGGCUACACAAAUUCUUACGAACAUCCUCUUCCUGGCGAAGAAUCCAGAAUUUCAAGAAAAGGCCCGCGUUGAGCUUGAUGCGUUGUGCGGGACCGAUCGUCUUCCUCAAUGGGAAGACUUCAAUGACCUGCCAUAUAUCAACUGCAUCAUCAAAGAGGCCCUACGAAUCAGACCAGUUGUUCCAACUGGCGUACCCCAUCUCGCCAAGCAAGACGCCUGGUACAAGGGCAUGUUGAUCCCAAAGGGCAGCGUCGUGAUGAUCCCGCCGAGCGCUCUCAAUCACGACAGCAAACACUUUGACGAUCCUGAGGCCUACAACCCGGACCGCUAUCUUGCUUCGGCCUCGAAAUUAGCUUCCGAGCUCGCCGCAUCGCCGGCGUACGAUGAGCGCGACCACUACACCUAUGGUGCUGGGCGGCGCAUGUGCCCCGGUAUCCACAUGGCCGAGCGGACUCAGUGGCGAAGUGUCGCUCAGAUGCUCUGGGCUUUCAAGAUUGAGAAGGAUGGCGUGCUGGAUACGAGUUAUGAGUUCUACGAAGAAGGCUUCGUGCAUGCGACGAAAGAUUUUAAAGUUCGCUUUAUCCCACGGAGUAAGAGGCAUGCUGAGGUUAUACGGGAGAAGUACGUUGAGACUCAAGAGUUUCUCAAGCAGUGGGACUAG